Urocitellus parryii (Arctic ground squirrel) is the source of this 2551-nucleotide messenger RNA. RefSeq names its product kelch domain containing 1 (gene Klhdc1). Gene Ontology annotation, molecular function: protein binding. The record is from RefSeq and is a predicted model, not a curated record. NCBI's taxonomy places the organism in Eukaryota, Metazoa, Chordata, Mammalia, Rodentia, Sciuridae.
CGCACUGGUUCGCCUUCCCACCAAUCUCGACCCUCGACGCGUUCCGUUCGUGCGUGCAGCAAUCCGGACCCGAGGAGAGGCAGCGCGGUGGGCAGGGGCUGCGGCACGCCGAGUAGUGGGCCAGCGACGGCGUGGAUGGCGGACUCGCAGCUGUUCUGCGUGGCCGAGGAGCGCAGCGGCCACUGCGCGGUGGUGGACGGAAACUUCCUCUACGUGUGGGGGGGCUACGUGUCAAUUGAAGACAAUGAAGUAUAUUUGCCUAAUGAUGAAAUUUGGACCUAUGAUAUUGAUAGUGGGUUAUGGAGAAUGCAUCUAAUGGAAGGAGAACUCCCUACCUCCAUGUCAGGAAGCUGUGGUGCUUGCAUUAAUGGGAAGCUAUACRUUUUUGGAGGAUAUGAUGACAAAGGAUACAGCAAUCGACUUUAUUUUGUCAAUUUGCGAACAAGAGAUGGCACCUAUGUUUGGAAAAAAAUCACCAACUUUGAAGGACAGCCACCCACACCUCGUGAUAAACUUUCCUGUUGGGUGUAUAAAGACAGAUUAAUAUAUUUUGGUGGUUAUGGGUGCAGGAGACACAAUGAACUUCAAGACUGUUUUGAUGUUCAUGAUGCAUCUUGGGAAGAACAAAUAUUCUGGGGAUGGCAUAAUGAUGUCCAUGUAUUUGAUACAAAAACACAGACUUGGUUUCAACCAGAAAUUAAAGGUGGAGUUCCACCACAGCCACGAGCCGCGCAUACGUGUGCAGUUCUUGGAAAUAAGGGUUAUAUCUUUGGCGGACGUGUUUUGCAAACUAGGAUGAAUGACUUGCACUAUCUAAACUUAGACACCUGGACUUGGUCUGGAAGGAUUUCUAUUAAUGGAGAAAGUCCAAAACAUCGGUCCUGGCAUACUUUAACACCAAUAGCUGAUGACAAACUUUUCCUAUUUGGAGGACUAAGUGCAGAUAAUAUUCCAUUAAGUGAUGGUUGGAUUCAUAAUACAAUAACAAAUUGUUGGAAACAACUUAUACAUUUACCUAACACAAGACCCAGGUUAUGGCACACAGCCUGUUUGGGAAAAGAAAAUGAAAUAAUGGUGUUUGGUGGGAGCAAAGAUGAUUUACUUUCCUUGGAUACAGGUCACUGUAAUGAUUUAUUGAUCUUUCAAACACAGCCUUAUUCACUACUCAGGUCAUGCCUAGACUGCAUUGGUAAAAAUGCUAUUAUUUUAAAAAGCCAAAUAUCUCUAUUACCUCCUAAACUUCUCCAACAAGUACUCAAAAAAAUCACAUUUUGGACUGCUGCCAAUCACCGAGAAGAACAAAGAGCCCAAAAAGAUGAAACAGAAAAUAAGUAUCAGUGGAUCAGUAGCAAUUGAAUUGUUAUAUACUCUAUAUAUCUAAUACACUUAAACAUAACAUUUCAAUCAGAGUAUACAUUUACCCCCCCAUAGCAGGCUUUAUUUAAAGGAUAAAAUAUGAAACAAAAUGCUGUGUUAAAGUUAUUAUAUAGCAUGGAAUAUACAGAAAUGAGAUAUAAAUACAGAUUAUAUUUGUAAACCAGUGUCCUUAUAAUCUACAGAACAAGUAUGCUUUCUGAAAGUAAGUACAGUUAUAACAGAUAUUAAAUCAAUGUGUACUCUUUACUAGAAAGAUUAUGCAAAUUUGAGAAGAAAAAUUACCCUAAGGACUUCAGAAAUCCCCUAACAUAAUUGUAGAUAUGUGUAUAAACAUUACAUACCAACUUUCAGAAAGAUAAAUUCUCUCAAGUUGCUUUAAAAUUACCUGUCUCCUAUAAUAGUUAUUUAAAAACUUCUCCUUAAAUAACUAAUACAGCUGGUCAAAAAGCAUAAAAUAGGCAGAUACCAGUAAUGUAUUAACUCCAGCCCUUCUGGCACUUACUUAGUAAAGUGUUCUUAGGCAACAUUGUAACUUUUCUUCACCCUUUGGGUGGAUAAAUACAUGUCCUCAAUUCUGACUCCAAUUAAGUUAUUUAGUUUGUCCAGUUAUACACACACACACACACACACACACACACACACAUACACAUAUGAGGCCAAGUUUUAAUGUAUAUAAAGUGAAGGUUUAUUUUAUCAUACAGGCUUUGGAAUAUUGAGAUGUGGUAAUUUAUUAACUUUUGAGACAUGUUGAAAUACAUUUUGCCUUGGAAAAAUAAUUUUUGUAAGCAAUAAAAUGGGGUGGUAAUAUAGCAAUUUGACUAUGAAAAGCCCACAGUUUGACUCAGUCUGCUCCAUAGAGUUGAUGCUUAAAACAUCAGGAUGUUCAAAAUCCUUUGAAUCCUUUUAAAAUAAAAGUAUUUACCAUCUAUCGAGAAAUGGAACCCUGUAUCUUUGAAUUACUCAAAUAGUACUUUUGCCAUAAUUGAGAUAUUUUUCUUCAUAUUAUCACAGUCAUGCCCUUCCAUUAUUAGGUAUAAUUAACUGCUACAAAGCUUUGUAUAUAAAACUAUUCUCCACACUAUCACCUUACAAGUUGUUUUUGAAGUUUAAAAUGUCAGAAAAAUAUAUUUCUACAUUGAAAUAUGUAAUUUAUAGUGAAAAUUAUAGUUUGUAG